CCGGCUGUACAUUCUGCUGCUCACGUUCCUCCUCCCGCUUCCCACCCUCCCAACCCGCCGCGGCCCGGUUCCAACGUGUGGUCCCCAGAAGGGAGCGGUCCGUGCCUCGUGCUCCCGGGACGGCCGUAGUGUGCGCUCGCGGCGCGUGGCGUUAGCCAUGGCGAUGGAUCAAGUGAACGCUCUGUGCGAGCAGCUGGUGAAAGCGGUGACCGUCAUGAUGGACCCCAGCUCCACCCAGCGCUACCGGCUGGAAGCCCUCAAGUUUUGUGAAGAAUUUAAAGAAAAGUGCCCUAUCUGUGUCCCCUGUGGCUUGAGGUUGGCUGAGAAAACACAAAUUGCCAUCAUCAGACAUUUUGGUCUUCAAAUCCUGGAACAUGUUGUCAAGUUUCGGUGGAACAGCAUGUCUCGAUUAGAGAAGGUCUAUCUGAAGAACAGUGUCAUGGAGCUGAUCGCAAAUGGAACAUUGAACAUUUUGGAAGAGGAGAAUCACAUUAAAGAUGUUCUGUCUCGAAUUAUGGUAGAGAUGAUCAAACGAGAGUGGCCACAGCACUGGCCUGACAUGCUAAUGGAGUUGGAGACUCUCUCUAGACUAGGGGAAACACAAACAGAAUUAGUGAUGUUUAUCCUUUUGAGACUGGCAGAGGAUGUAGUGACCUUUCAGACACUUCCUCCUCAAAGAAGAAGGGAUAUCCAGCAAACAUUAACCCAGAAAAUGGAAAGGAUCUUCAGUUUUCUACUUAACACACUUCAGGAAAAUGUAAAUAAAUACCAGCAAAUGAAGGCAGAUACUUCUCAGGAGUCAAAGGCUCAAGCAAAUUGUCGGGUAGGAGUUGCAGCACUGAAUACUCUAGCAGGCUACAUUGACUGGGUGUCUAUGAGUCACAUUACUGCUGAAAACUGUAAACUCCUGGUGAUACUCUGCCUGCUUCUGAAUGAACAGGAACUUCAGUUAGGAGCCGCUGAGUGUCUUCUCAUUGCAGUCAGCAGAAAAGGAAAAUUAGAGGACCGGAAGCCCUUGAUGGUCUUAUUUGGAGAUGUUGCCAUGCAUUAUAUACUCUCUGCUGCACAAACUGCUGAUGGAGGAGGCUUGAUAGAAAAACACUAUGUCUUCCUGAAGAGACUCUGUCAGGUGUUGUGUGCACUGGGCAAUCAGCUGUGUGCCUUGCUGGGCAUAGAUUCUGAUGUAGAAACACCAGUGAAUUUUGGAAAAUAUCUGGAAUCUUUUCUUGCUUUUACAACCCACCCAAGUCAGUUUCUACGGUCUUCAACUCAGAUGACUUGGGGAGCCCUUUUCAGACAUGAGAUCCUAUCUCGUGAUCCUUUGCUGUUAGCAAUAAUACCGAAAUAUCUUCGUGCUUCUAUGACUAAUUUGGUCAAGAUGGGUUUUCCUUCUAAGACAGACAGUCCUAGCUGUGAAUAUUCUCGAUUUGAUUUUGAUAGUGAUGAAGACUUCAAUGCUUUCUUCAACUCAUCCCGAGCUCAGCAAGGAGAAGUGAUGAGAUUGGCAUGUCGUUUGGAUCCCAAGACUAGUUUCCAGAUGGCUGGGGAGUGGCUAAAGUAUCAGCUAUCAACUUCAGUUGAUGCUGGAUCUAUGAACCCCUGUUCUACAGCUGGAACUGGAGAAGGAGGCCUGUGCUCCAUCUUCUCACCUUCAUUUGUGCAGUGGGAAGCUAUGACUUUUUUUUUGGAAAGUGUGAUCAACCAGAUGUUUCGAACACUAGAGAAAGAAGAAAUUCCUAUUAAUGAUGGAAUAGAGCUAUUGCAGAUGGUCCUGAACUUUGACACCAAGGAUCCUCUCAUCCUAUCCUGUGUCCUCACUAACAUCUCAGCACUCUUUUCAUUUGUUACCUACAGGCCAGAGUUCUUGCCCCAAGUCUUCUCUAAGCUAUUUUCAUCUGUCACUUUUGAAACUGUUGAAGAAAGUAAGGCCCCCAGAACCCGGGCAGUGAGGAAUGUGAGGAGGCAUGCUUGUUCCUCCAUCAUCAAGAUGUGUCGUGACUACCCUGAGCUUGUGUUGCCCAAUUUUGAUAUGCUUUAUAACCAUGUGAAGCAGCUCCUGUCCAAUGAGCUACUCUUGACACAAAUGGAGAAAUGUGCCCUCAUGGAAGCCCUGGUUCUCAUUAGCAACCAAUUCAAGAACUAUGAACGUCAAAAGUUAUUCCUAGAGGAGUUGAUGGCACCGGUGGCCAGCAUCUGGCUUUCUGAAGACAUGCACAGAGUGCUGUCAGAUGUUGAUGCUUUUAUUGCCUAUGUGGGUGCAGAUCUGAAAAGUUGUGAUCCAGCUCUGGAGGAUCCCUGUGGCUUGAAUCGUGCACGAAUGAGCUUUUGUGUGUAUAGCAUUCUGGGUGUUGUGAAGCGAACUUGCUGGCCUGCUGACCUAGAAGAGGCCAAAGCUGGGGGAUUUGUGGUGGGUUAUACACCCAGUGGAAAUCCAGUGUUUCGUAACCCCUGCACAGAGCAGAUUCUGAAACUUCUUGACAAUUUACUUGCCCUUAUAAGAACCCACAAUACUUUGUAUGCACCAGAAAUGCUAGCCAAAAUGGCAGAGCCUUUCACUAAGGCUCUGGAUAUGCUUGAAGCGGAAAAGUCUGCUAUCUUAGGAUUACCUCAACCUCUCUUGGAACUCAAUGACUAUCCUGUCUAUAAAACAGUCUUGGAAAGAAUGCAGCGUUUCUUCAGCACCCUUUAUGAAAACUGUUUCCAUAUCCUAGGGAAGGCAGGCCCUUCCAUGCAACAAGAUUUCUACACCGUGGAGGAUCUUGCCACCCAGCUCCUUGGUUCAGCCUUCGUCAACUUGAACAAUAUUCCUGACUACCGACUCAGACCCAUGCUUCGGGUGUUUGUGAAGCCUCUGGUGCUCUUCUGUGCCCCAGAGCACUAUGAAGCCCUGGUAUCUCCCAUCCUUGGACCUCUUUUCACCUACCUCCACAUGAGGCUUUCCCAGAAAUGGCAAGUCAUCAACCAGAGGAGCCUACUAUGUGGAGAAGAUGAAACUGUGGAGGAAAACCCAGAGUCUCAAGAAAUGCUGGAGGAACAACUGGUGAGGAUGUUAACCCGAGAAGUCAUGGACCUAAUCACGGUUUGCUGUGUAUCAAAGAAAGGUGCUGACCACAGUACUGCUCCCCCUGCAGAUGGAGAUGAUGAGGAGAUGAUGGCCACAGAGGUAACCCCUUCAGCUAUGGCGGAGCUUACAGACCUGGGAAAAUGUCUGAUGAAGCAUGAGGAUGUUUGCACAGCACUGUUAAUCACAGCCUUCAAUUCACUGUCUUGGAAGGAUACUCUCUCUUGUCAGAGGACAACCACACAGCUCUGCUGGCCUCUCCUCAAACAAGUGCUGUCAGGGACACUGCUCGCAGAUGCCGUCACGUGGCUUUUCACCAGUGUGCUGAAAGGUUUACAGACACAUGGGCAGCAUGACGGGUGCAUGGCUUCCCUGGUCCACCUGGCAUUCCAGAUAUAUGAGGCACUGCGCCCCAGGUACUUGGAGAUCAGAGCUGUGAUGGAGCAAAUUCCAGAAAUACAGAAGGACUCUCUGGACCAGUUUGACUGCAAACUUUUGAACCCCUCCCUACAGAAAGUGGCUGACAAGCGACGGAAGGACCAAUUCAAACGCCUCAUUGCUGGUUGCAUCGGGAAACCCUUGGGAGAGCAAUUCCGAAAAGAAGUUCACAUUAAGAAUCUUCCCUCGCUUUUCAAAAAAACAAAGCCAAUGCUGGAGACAGAGGUGCUGGACAAUGAGGGGGGCAGCCUGGCCACCAUCUUUGAACCAUGAAUCAAGCUCCUGGGCAUCCUU
This is a messenger RNA of Marmota monax (woodchuck), 3793 nucleotides long. It is a transcript of the gene Xpo5, whose product is annotated as exportin 5. NCBI's taxonomy places the organism in Eukaryota, Metazoa, Chordata, Mammalia, Rodentia, Sciuridae. Gene Ontology annotation, molecular function: RNA binding; nuclear export signal receptor activity; small GTPase binding. The transcript has 32 exons. Gene Ontology annotation, cellular component: RNA nuclear export complex; nucleus; cytoplasm. Gene Ontology annotation, biological process: RNA export from nucleus; protein export from nucleus. The record is from RefSeq and is a predicted model, not a curated record. The coding region runs from base 158 to 3772 and encodes 1204 amino acids.